AUGGUUGAAGUUACCUCGCUCGUCAAACGACACGGUCAUUUGCAUAAGGUCAACAUUAAGUACGGAUAUGUCAUCAUAGGGCUAUCUGUUCUUUACAUAGCAUACAGAGAAGUUGCUUUAUUCUAUCAUAAGCGUGCAUGGGAAAAUUCCAGGCGAUCAACUUCGAAACUUGGGCUAGUGGAUAUUCCAGUCGCAUAUUAUGCAGUUAUUCUAUUCCUAGUAAGCAUCGUUGUGGAGUUCUUUAAUCUCAACACUGAACACUUCAAUGUUCAUAUCAAGCGAUUUGGCAGAAUAUCUUAUUCACUCACUCCACUUUCUAUAUUUCUUAGCUUGAGACCAUGCCCCUUUCACCUUGAUAACUACUUGGAUACUCUGAAGUUGCAUCUGUGGACAUCGCGAACGGUUGUUCUUUUUGCUUUAGCACACGGAGUCGGCUAUUUGAUCAAAUGGGGAACCUCUGAGUCGUACAAGAUAUUCCGGGCUCUCAACUUUUUAGGCUACGUUAUAUUUCUCUUUUGUGUAGUCCUAGCAGUGGUCAACUGGGGUCCAAUUAGACAUAGGCUCUACCGGUACUUCUAUGUUAUCCACAAUAUUACUGUUUACCUCUUUAUAUUUGGAAUCAUACUACAUGCAAGACCAGGGGUCUUCCCAAUUGCCGUUAUUGACAUUCUCAUGAUUGCCUAUCAGCAGGUUAUCAAGUUCAGAAGUAUUCGGACAAUAACCAUCGAUAAUGUUGUGGAACAUGAUGGGUCAGAUCUCAAGAUUGUUCAUGUUCCACGUAAGCUCCUUCCAGAUUUCAUUACCAGCGGUAGCCAUUGCCGAUUGGCGCCAGGCUUAAGAUCUUCGGUGUUCUGGCUGGGUCCUUCACAUCCAUAUACUAUCACUGGAGAAUGCGAUUCUUCGGGGAACUACAUGAGUCUUCUUUUGAAAGAGAGUAAAUUUAAGAUUAUACUCGGUGAAACAUACACAAUACAGCCGUAUUUCGAGUCUUCCCUACCGGAAAUGUUUUUCAGUACUGCCGAAAAUGUGAACAUCGUGUGUGGAGGGUCUGGAAUUUCGUUCGGUAUUCCAAUUUUCACAUAUUUCAAAAGAAAACUGGCAAUCGGGUCUACCGACUUGAAGUUAAAGCUUGUGUGGAUCACUCCUAAGGAUGAGGACUUGUAUAUUUUGAGGGAACUCGGUAUAACCGGUAUUGAAGUGUUUGUUACGAGAGGUUCCGGUGAUCAAGACCAGCAAGGUGCUUCAUUGGGUGAGGAUCCAACACUCGAAUCUGCAAGUGCUUCUAUUGCAAUGGCUCCAAACAGCAGCAGUGACUUAGAGCUACAAUCAUUGAAUGGCACAGAUGUCAGUAACACGGCCUCUGGAAGGAAUGGCAAAAAGCAGUCUGAAGAGAAUAAUGUGAAGUAUAUCGGCCGUCCGGACCUCGAGAGUAUUUUAAGACCGAACUUAGCCCAAACAAUAGACUACGCCAACAAAUGGAUAUUGGCAUGCGGGCCAAAGGAGCUUGUUUCAGACUGCGAGCAGAUCACGAAAAGCCAGAAGUGCCGGUUCUUCUCAGAAGAGUAUGCCAUGUGA
Molecule: messenger RNA, 1575 nt
Organism: Brettanomyces bruxellensis
Lineage: Eukaryota; Fungi; Ascomycota; Pichiomycetes; Pichiales; Pichiaceae
Exons: 1
Coding region: 1-1575 (524 amino acids)
Cellular component (GO): plasma membrane
Molecular function (GO): oxidoreductase activity
Source: RefSeq, a predicted model, not a curated record